Molecule: messenger RNA, 846 nt
Organism: Dermochelys coriacea (leatherback sea turtle)
Lineage: Eukaryota; Metazoa; Chordata; Testudines; Dermochelyidae
Product: olfactory receptor 10S1-like
Exons: 1
Coding region: 1-846 (281 amino acids)
Biological process (GO): G protein-coupled receptor signaling pathway
Cellular component (GO): membrane
Molecular function (GO): olfactory receptor activity
Source: RefSeq, a predicted model, not a curated record
AUGGAGCCAGGAAAUCAAACGCUGGUGACAGACUUGGUCCUGGAGGGACUCCCGAACACCAGGGAGCUUCCCUCUCUCUUCUUCCUCCUCCUCUACCUGCUCACCCUGCUAGGCAACACCCUCACCCUGUUGACUGUGCUCUGCGAUUCCCAACUCCAUGCCCUGCCCAUGUACUGCUUCCUCGGCCACCUCUCCUUCCUUGAUGCCUGCCUCUCCUCCGUCACCAUGCCCAAGAUCCUGCCUGGCUUGGGAGGGCCUGGUGGCAGGACCAUCUCCUUCAGCGGCUGUGUGGUGCAGCUCUACAUCUUCCAUUUCCUAGCCAGCACCGAGUGCUUCCUCUACACGGUGAUGGCUUAUGACUGCUUCCUGGCUGACUGCCACCCUCUGCACUACACCGUGGUCAUGAGCAGAAGGGCCAGUGUGGGGCUGGCACCUGGCACCUGGCUCACCGGCUCGCUCCAUGCCACGAUCCAGGCUGCCCUGACCUUCUGCCUGCCUUACUGUGGCCCCAACUGGGUGGAAUACCUCGUCUGCGACAUCCCCGCCAUGCUGAAGCUGGCCUGCGCUGACACGGCCACCAACUGUGCCGUCAUUCUGGCCAACAUCGGGGCGGUGGCAGCUGGCUGCUUCCUGCUGAUCUGCAUUUCCUACGCCUGCAUAGUGUCCACCAUCCUGAAGAUCCACACAGCCCAGGGAAGGCUGCGGGCAUUCUCCAUCUGCAGCACCCAGCUCAGCCUGGUGCUGCUGGUCUAUGUGCCAAUGCCGUUUGUAUAUGUGCACCCCGCUUUGAGUCACGCAUCCGAAGGGGCAGUGGCCAUGUUCUACACCAUGUUCACUCCCUUUUGA